AUGUCCUACAGGACACCGCAGAUCCUCCCCCCACCUCGGACCGACCAAGGUGCCACCAUGGCACCUCUUCCAAGCCUGGACGUACACACACAAGCCCUGCUGGAUGGACACAGGCAGGAGGAAGCAGUGUCACUCUGCUUACCUAAAAUGGCAGCUGCAUGUGCCGCAACGACUCCUACAAGCAACCAUGAUCCCACACUUCACGGUGGCAAGCUGCUAACACGCUCAGAUCGGCUCUGUGCAGCAUCGGAGUGGUGGGAGCCAGAGAAGUCAGUGGUACUAACACCACAGUGGCUAAGGCGACAGCGGAGAGGAGAGAACCCCAUGACCUACGUAGAUGAGCAGCACUCCCUCACUCGAGUUCAAAGAGCCGGCAAACAGAACAUUGCGGCUGCCACAUGA
Pelobates cultripes (western spadefoot toad) is the source of this 402-nucleotide messenger RNA. The record is from the annotation of a GenBank genome assembly. NCBI's taxonomy places the organism in Eukaryota, Metazoa, Chordata, Amphibia, Anura, Pelobatidae.